This is a messenger RNA of Nilaparvata lugens (brown planthopper), 4387 nucleotides long. Its product is annotated as synaptojanin-1-like. Gene Ontology annotation, molecular function: phosphatidylinositol-4,5-bisphosphate 5-phosphatase activity. The coding region runs from base 283 to 3564 and encodes 1093 amino acids. Lineage: Eukaryota; Metazoa; Arthropoda; Insecta; Hemiptera; Delphacidae. The transcript is spliced from 21 exons. The record is from RefSeq and is a predicted model, not a curated record. Gene Ontology annotation, biological process: synaptic vesicle endocytosis; phosphatidylinositol dephosphorylation.
UAGAAUUAUUACAACUUUCAAUGUGAACGUGGUCGUUGAACGUGUUCUAAUCUAAUAUCUAAUCUGAAUUUCUGUUUUCUGCUUCUAAUUUCAAGUAAUUAUUUUAAAAGUACCUACCAAUUAUCGUCGUGAAGGCAUAAGUUCUACAUGUGUAGUUUUAUUCUAUUCGUUAUUACCUAAAUAGGUAUUCAAUAAGAAGCAUUGCAAUCAAUAAUGGCAAAAAUAGUUUUGUAAUUUAUAAUUAUUGCAUCAAGGCACAUCACUUCAGGUUCCAUUACAAAAAUGGCUUUGGAAAAGGAUCUUAGAGUUUUAGAAAAGAAUAUUCCUGGUCAGCCCUAUAGCAUUCUACUUGAGAAGCAGAAUGUGGAACCUGGUUUACUUCUAGGGUCUCAAGCUAUAAUCCUUCUCGAACGAACUGAGAAGGACAUGAAGAAAAAAGAAAUGAAUGAAUUAUUUGACGCCUAUGGAAUUUUGGGAAUCCUGACUGCAAAUUCAGGACAAUACCUUAUUAUGGUAACCGGAAUUGCAUUUGUGGGCGAUCUAGCUGAUGAUUUUACCAGUAUUUAUCGCAUCACGCAAACGACCUUUAUUCCUCUUCGUGGUCCGUGUGCUGACAAUGAGGAAAUAUCGGAUUUGAGAAAGUUUCUAAACUCAGGAAUGUUCUAUUUCUCAUGGAUGCCCGGCAAUAACCCACCCCGUGAUAUCACGAUGUGUGCCCAGAGGAAGGCAAAGGUCUUCCAGCCGGACAACCGAUUCAUGUGGAAUCGAACUCUGCAUGUUGCCUUUAUCAUGGCCGGCAUCGAAUGCGAUGUGUGGCUACUGAGAGUGAUUUGUGGAUCCGUUCAGAUUCGCACAGUGUUUGUGGGGUCUAGAGAAGCGCGUGCUAUAAUUUUCUCUCGCAUAUGCCUUGAAAGAGCAGGUACAAGAUGCAGUGUUAGAGGGCUAAAUGACGAAGGCUUUGCAGCCACUUUUGUUGAGACCGAACACAUUACUGUCUUUAAAAAAUCUUACACAUCGUAUGUCCAGAUUCGGGGAUCAGUGCCCAUAUUCUGGGAGCAGCCUGGAAUCAAGGCUGGAUCAGAAAAAGUGAGGAUUUCAAGGGAAUUCAUACCUACUAUCAUACCUUAUCAAAAACAUGUGAUGGAUCUGAAAGGAAAAUACGGUCAUCUGAUAUUUGUCAAUCUUUUGAGCAAAUCUCCUAGUAAAGAAGGAGAAGCACUACUCAGCAAGGCAUUUGAGGCUCAUCACUGCUCGUUGCCAGAAUGUGAAGACAUUCCUUUCGUAUCAUUUGACUACGACGAAGAAAGCAGGGUGGAGGGAGCUCUGAACAAGUUAAAGAGCAAAGUUGAUGAGCAUAUGCAAGCUCACAGCUUUUAUUUCAUACAUUGGGAUGAUGAGAAAAGAGCGUACGAAGCAAAGAGUAUUCAACAUGGCACAAUAAGAACUAACGACCUUGAUUGUCUAGACCGUACUAAUAAUGUACAAUCAUUUUUUGCACUUGAGAUGCUUGAGAAGCAGCUGGAGGUGUUGGGUGUGCUCCAUUUGCAGAACAAAGAUCACAUGCUCAGUAGCUUCCGCCAAGUAUUUAAGCAGCUUUGGGCCGCCAAUCUAAAUGAACUGAGCAGAUUUUUUACCGGCUCUGGAAACACCAUGGUGAUGGAUGUUGCACAUUCUGCUGCCGAAAGUCAAUUACAAGACACUCUUCCAGACACGAACAAGCAAGCAGCAAUUGAUCUUCUACUCGGCAAUGCGGAUGCUGCUGAGCUAGCUGACAAAGCUAGAUGUCUGCUGGCACCUUCAAUUUUUUAUGCUCCAUAUCGUGUUUUAAGAGAGAUGAUUACACGUUCGCCUAUGUACACAGAAAACAGGAAAUUGCGAAUUUCCAUUGGCACAUAUAAUGUUAAUGGAGGAAAACAAUUUGGAGGCAGUGAAUUCAAGUUAGUGCCAUUGGCCGAUUGGCUCUUGGAUUGUUACAAAUUCAAACAACGAAGAUGCGCAGGUCCCAUUCGUAAUCCAAAUCUGAGAAUUGGGCCUACAAACUUCGGUACAGAGAUCUUUGCAAUUGGAGUGCAAGACAUCGUAGACUUGAACGCUGCUGAUAUAGAUAGCGCUAGUGCAGAAAAUGCGAAAGAAUGGGGGCGAGAUCUAUUGAGAGUGAUUUGUCGGGAUGAGGAAUACACAAUUCUGACCUAUGUGCAGUUGCUUGGAGUCUGCUUGUACAUUUUUGUCAAACCUCGCCUCAUACAAUACAUACGAGAUGUGGACGUGGGUUCGGUGAAAACGGGACUAGAAGGCGCCACUGGUGGGAAUAAGGGAGCAGUGGCGGUACGAUUUACGGUGUACAGCUCAUCGGUGGCGUUUGUUUGCGCUCAUUUAGUCGCCGCUGGCCCAUCGCAGGUAGCCCAAACAAACGCUCAACUCGAUAAAAUCACCAGCCAAAUGUCAUUUUCUGGACGAUCUCUAAACAGCCAUGACUAUGUAUUCUGGUGCGGCGACUUCAACUACCGCGUUGACAUGAGCCGAGAAGACAUUAUGAAGUGUCUCAAUGAGGGCAAACGACUAGCUGCUUUUGCUCAAGAUCAGCUUGUGAAAGAGCAACAAUCUGGGAGAAUUUUUCCAAAUUUCCUAGAGGGCCAUAUCAACUUCGACCCAACUUCGAAGUACGAACCAUUUUCUCUGGAGUACGAUACUAGCGACAUGGAAACAUCGCCUGCAUGGACUGACAGAGUUCUAUGGAGGAGGAAGAAGCAGUUUUAUGAACAUGAUGCUGGAUGGAGUCAAGGUAGAUGUCUGUUCUACGGUAGAGCCGAACUGGUCCAAAGCGACCAUCGACCUGUCAUUUCUAUUAUCGAAAUCGACAUUCAGCAAAUUGACAAAGAGAAGCGAUCCGAAGUGUUUGAUCGCGUCAUCAAUGAUCUUGGACCACCCGAUGCCACUUUCACUAUCCAGGCUGUCGAUGCUCAAGAAGACUGCUUCACGGACGAUUACAUUAGCGCAGUUGUGCGUAGGUUCUCCCAUUUCGGACAAGUGCUAUUCUCGAGACAUGUGCGAUUCAAUACACUGGUGUUGACACUCCGGGAUGGCCAACAAGUCAAGGCAGCUUGCAAGAGACGCUUGUUCAAGGUGCGGGGUGUGAAGCUGUACACGUCCUAUACCUCUUCACCUUCAAAGUGGAAUAGAUUCUACUUGAAUCAAAUCGAGAUUUGCAGCAGUAAAACUGGUGCAAUGAACAGCUACUUGAGACCACUAUGGAUUUGUGAUUCCAUCAUCCAACAAGAAGACGACGCAACUGAAGACGAAGCAAUUGCUUCGACAUCGGCUGCGACUCAUGAACCAGCGCCAGUGCAGGUGGAACCUUACCUGGCUCCAAUCGAAUUAGAGGAUGGACAGGAGGAGAUGCCACUUGAGGAAGCCGCACUGAUUAAAGCUAUGCAAGAUUUACAAUCAUUUAGCUUGAUACCAGCGCCGCCGUUUAUUGCAGUGAUUCCACCUCCACUGCCGCCUUUGUUGAGGCGACUCAUCCGCGCUGACCACCACCCACCAUCCUUACCCCCCCACCAUUAGACGUGUUUAUGCUAACACGCUAAUCAUACCACCAUCUAUCCUAUUGGUGGACUUAACAUUGUAAAUAAGAAUGAAUUCUUAUCGAUUAGAAUUCUUUUGCUUAUGAUUAUAAAUAACAAUGUUUGAUGUGUAAAGCCUCCACAUUCCAUUAUUAUUCGUCAUGUAAGUUUUCCAUAAUGCAAUAUAACUACUUAUAUGUGGACUUACAGUCAUAUUAAACAUACUAGUCAUUCUAUUUCCUAAGUUUAUGCUAAUCAUACGAGGAUACAUAUGAAAUUGGUGGAUUAGAAUUUUUUGUUUAUGAUUGUAAAUAAUAAUAAUUUUUAGAUGUGCGAUUACGACGCAUACAAUCAUUAUUUCUUGUUUUUCCAUCGUAGAAGAACUACAAUUGCAACUCAGGAAUCCUCCCGUCGAUUCUUAUUUUUUAUUUUGUUUAAUUAAAAACAUAUUGUUUUUAUAUUUUGUGUUGAUAACUUCUUUCUGUGUCCUAGGCUUAGAGUUUUUCUUAUUUGAAAUUAAUUUUUGUAAUCGGAGUUGUGCAAAAUACUUUCCACUCCCGAUUUUUUUUAGAGUAUUUCAAUAGGGCUAGAUACUUGAAUUGUAAUUAAUAAAGAACUAAUUUCAUAGUACCCUAUUUUAAAACAUGUUUAAAUGAACACUUACAUAAAACACAACUAGUUUCGGCAUUCAAGCCAUUUUCAAGUUUUUUCCAAAAUUCAUUCUGGAAGAAGAUAAUUUGAAAAUAUUUGUUUACUGGAAAUAGUAAUUCAUUUUUGAAAAAGAAACUUGAAAAUGGCUUGAAACCUGAAACUAGAUGUUAUGU